UGGCGCUUAUGCACCUUGCGCUCAUUUUCCCAUCACCUCGUAUGUCAACUAGAGCGAAAGCGACGCUGGCUGCAUCGCUCGCAUUUUCCUCCUUCAUUAUAUGGGCAGUUCAUUACCAGCAAUCAAGAGAGCGGGAGGACAUGUUCCAAGGUGUCAUUCGUGAUGACGUUCGUCGACUAGAGAAAAUGCGGCAGCGCGAGGAAGAGUUCCGCGAAUCCUCUCGCAAGCGAGAAAUGUAUGAACAAGUACAGAAAGUCGUAUCAAGUGACCGUGACCAGUCAAACAAGAUUUGACCCCUGCGUGUCCCUGGUCCCAAGACGGCCAUAGGAGAAGCAUGGCUGCAUGGAUCACCAUGUUGUAUCCUAUUAGGGGACCCGUAACACUGCGGCAAUGUAUAUCCUAUUUCCAUUCGAAGGCCGAAAUUAGACCUGCCCACAUUCGUUGUCCUUAUCAAUUUGAAAGUCGAACCCUUCUCCGCAGGCCGCGUUCCCACCUGCGGUGCUCUCGACUCUGAUGACUGGUCUAAUCUACAAAGUAGCAUGAACUUCUUGUAUUUUUGAAGGGCCAACAGCAAGCAAUCACUAAGGAAGCUCUUAUCUUAGAUUCUCGUGAGUGAAUGGUGCACAGUGAUCCAAUCGUUGAAUCACUACUAUGUUUUGGCCCAUGAACAAGUACAU
This is a messenger RNA of Suillus bovinus, 677 nucleotides long. RefSeq lists its product as uncharacterized. Gene Ontology annotation, cellular component: mitochondrion. Gene Ontology annotation, biological process: mitochondrial respiratory chain complex IV assembly. The transcript has 3 exons. Lineage: Eukaryota; Fungi; Basidiomycota; Agaricomycetes; Boletales; Suillaceae. Bases 9 to 293 code for a protein of 94 amino acids. The record is from RefSeq and is a predicted model, not a curated record.